AUGGCCGACGCCGACUCUCCAAACGACUUCAACCGAAUCCCCGAAACCUUGCCACGCUUCAAUGGCGCCUUUCUCGGAUUCAUCAUUCUAGCUAGCGUAUUAGCCAUCUUCUUCCUGCUUUACUUCAACAGAGUGUUCAGCUGGUCCAUAUCCAAGGGUAUCAGGGCUUGGUCAUGGCACAAACACCGAAUACACAUUGAUAUCCAGGCGUUACAAAUAUCACUCCUCGGCGGCCGCAUUUUCUUCACCGGUCUCAAAUACCAUGGAAACAACGAGGCCUUCCACAUACAGCACGGCUAUAUCACUUGGAGAUACUGGCUGCGCCGUGUCAGGGACGUGGACAUAAAAGACUCUAAGAGGAACGACCAUCAACUGGGAGGCGAGUCUCCCAAAAAGCGGGAAAAUAAGAAGGAGCUGCCUUGCCGUAUUACCGUCACAGUGGCUGGCCUUGAAUGGUUUGUCUACAACCGGACGCCUGUGUAUGACGGUAUUCUGGCAGGCCUGACAGGAAACAAAACUGAGGAUGCCGCAACAACAGGGACAAGCGAGGAGACGACCGCGAACUUGCGUAAUCGAGGCUCUAGGUUGUCCGAAAAGCUAGGAGAUGACAGUCAGCCAGUACCAGUGAGCAACCACGGGACCAAGAACACCUCCAGCACGCCUGGUGCGCCGGAUUCACCCGAAUGGAACAGGCCACAGCAACGCUCUUCGACCGGUCGCUCCAGCUCUUCAGACUUGUACACGGGCUCGAGGACGUCGGCAGAAUCUCAAUCUGACCUACCUGCCAUGCUGCAAUUGUUCCCGAUCUACAUCAGUUGCCAGAAGGCAGCACUUGUGGUUGGGAAUGAAAACACAAAGGCUAUUAUGGUAGUGAAAGCCAACUCAUUGACAGGUGAAGUAAACGCAUCUGCCACCAAAGGCCCUGAUCCAUACAGGCAAGUAUUCAAGAUCAAAUUUGAUCGUCCCGUGAUUGAGAUGAAAGACAACGAGGACUACAAAGAAGACCAAGUUGUGAGAGCCAGCAAGGGCAAGCAAGAGCCCCAGGGUAGCCACCACUUUGUCAAGGCCGGUUUCCUUAUGCGUCACAAGCGGCGUACCCUCGGAAGGCUUCGAAGUCUUGUUCCGUACUGGCGCAAAUCCGUUGAGUCCUUUUUCGUUGACUCGGGAGCCACGGCCGGGGCAACAGCAACGCACGUUCCCUCUUCGGGCCAGUGGCAAGGACUCGCUCGCUAUUUGGAUGACGACGAUCGGGAUUCAAAGACGCGAUGGUCGAACGUGGAAUAUGCAGCAGCGACAACUUUGAUCGACAGUCCAGAGGCAACCCUGACUGUAUACUGGGAUUCUCCCGCCAGGAUCACCGACGAAUUGGCCAGUCGACGGACGAACAAAGGAAAUGCCGUUUCGAACAUUAAUGGCGCUACAUCCCCAGAAUGGGGCAUCAACCUGUCUCUCAAGGGUGGCACUGCCAACUACGGGCCGUGGGCAGAUCGCCGUAGAGCAGAUUUGCAACGGGUCUUUAUGCCCGGAUUAUCGAAAGAUGCCACGCCAGCAAAGCCCCUGCCUACGGGCGCCUUCCGUGUUUCAACACAGUUCAAGCUCUAUGUGGAGCUAGAAGAAGAAUUGACUCUAAGAAUACCGACCAGAGAGACUUCCAAGAAUUGGCGAUGGAAGGGUAAAGAGCCGACUACCAAGGAUGAUCGUCCGCACCAAACCAGAAAGCAGAGGGCGAAGGCCAAGAAACACAGCAAGGGGGACGCGGCCCCCCUCCGGCCCGCCGGCUGGCUGGAUUUCAAGAUUGCUGCGAAUGCCACGAUUUCCUACUUGAUGGACUCGGUUGCUGGCACGCACGGCUACAAGAUGGGCCUGGACCUAGAUUUACCAGGCACUGAACUCUCCAGUAGUGUCAAUCACGAGUUGCUGUGGCGUUCAGGGGCACAGCGAGUACGCUGUGAUCUUUCUACUCCGUUGAGUUGGAAUGCUCUACGGUCUUGGCACUUCAACGUCUCAGCAAACGACAUGGAAUUGUUCCUACUCAGAGAUCAUGUUUUUUUGCUCAUUGAUCUCGUUGACGACUGGGCUAGCGGCCCGCCUGCGGAGUAUCUGGUGUUCACUCCUUUCCGCUACAAUAUGAACAUCGAUCUCAGAAACUUCAAACUCUACCUAAACGUCAACGAUGGCAACAUCAUUAACAAACCUAAAGAUCUGGACGACAAUGCAUACCUCGUGCUGUCAACUCCUGUUCUAGCAUCCCAAGUCUGCAUUCCUAUCGACAAGUACCGGCCCAGCAAGAAUACAAUCCCCUUCGAUAUCAAAGCGGAGUCCUUCUCGCUCGCAUUGCACGUACCCCCCUGGAACACACAAGCGUCAUUCCUUGCUUCCAAAGAGGUUGGACAGGGCGAAAAUUUGACAGUCAAUGGUGGCUACACCUACAAUGCAACUACCUCGCCUGCUAACACAGACAUACUCACUCUAAACGUCUCUGGCCAAUCUCCCACGGCUACGAUACAUGGCUUCAUUAUAAGAUAUGCUUUGAAGCUGAAAGAUAACUACUUUGGAGACGACGUUCAUUUCAAAACACUGGACGAGUACCAAGAGACAUUGCAGCUAAGAGAGCGCGACCCGGAGGCGGAGGCAGCACUCCGACCACCACCGAAAAAGUCCAAUGACCUUGAUGUGGUCCUCCAUGUUCGGGUCGAUGACACACGAUUGCUGAUACCCGCAAAUCUAUGGUCUACAAAACGCAACAUCCAAGUCGAGUCUGCCAGCAUCACUGCUGAUCUGCGGUUUACCAACUAUUAUAUGGAUUUGGAACUCGCUGAAUCUAUGGUCAUCGCCUCUUUGGACUGCCGCCAACAGAGCCAACGUAUCUCUGCAAUUGGGACCUUUCUGUUGGAACUGUAA
Verticillium alfalfae VaMs.102 is the source of this 2901-nucleotide messenger RNA. RefSeq lists its product as hypothetical. The coding region runs from base 1 to 2901 and encodes 966 amino acids. The record is from RefSeq and is a predicted model, not a curated record. Gene Ontology annotation, cellular component: membrane. The transcript is spliced from 4 exons. Lineage: Eukaryota; Fungi; Ascomycota; Sordariomycetes; Glomerellales; Plectosphaerellaceae. Gene Ontology annotation, biological process: fermentation.